Dentiscutata heterogama is the source of this 563-nucleotide messenger RNA. NCBI's taxonomy places the organism in Eukaryota, Fungi, Glomeromycota, Glomeromycetes, Diversisporales, Gigasporaceae. The record is from the annotation of a GenBank genome assembly.
AAUAAAAGUAGAAGAGAUAUAGUUAAAAAAGAGACAAAUAAUAGGGGAGUCAAGUCUCAAGUUGCUAAGGCAGCAAUGAGUAAAGGUAGAAAAUGGAAGAGACAGCAACCAGCAGAAAGGGUGUUUACAAGCAGUGCUGUGAGCAACAAAGAAAACAGUAAUCCCAAGGUUGAAGGACCGACAUCAAAGCCAAAAAAAAAACAACUAACUGUGGACAAUCGAGCACUCACAAGAUGUUGGACUCUGUCUACACCCGACAAACUCAAUUUAAUUUGGGACAUUAUAGCAGGUGCAAUUCGGAGAGCAGCAGAUAAAAAUAUUCCGAAGAAGAAAGUAUCUAGUAGUUCAAACAAUAGAAUGAGAAAGUGCAAGCCAACCAAGUUGCACAAGAGCAUAGUCAAACUAGGUAAAAUAAUCCAGAGGGUUAAGAAAACUGUAACUGGUGGGGAUCAGUCGAUUGAUAUUGAGAUGCUUAAUAAAGAGAUCGAGCAGAUUAAUAACAUGCACCAAGCAGAUAUACCUGGGCUAAGUUGUAAAGUAUACGAAAAAGAGACAUUGUAUAA